Spirodela intermedia is the source of this 6020-nucleotide messenger RNA. The record is from the annotation of a GenBank genome assembly. Lineage: Eukaryota; Viridiplantae; Streptophyta; Magnoliopsida; Alismatales; Araceae.
AUGGAGAGGUACUUGUUAUCUACUAUCGUCACUAGCCAGGGUGGAGGAAAAUCCCUGUUGGAGAGCAUGGUGUUUGCUGUUCUACCUAUUGCAAAGGUCUUCACUGUGUGCUCCCUGGGGUUACUCAUGGCCUCAAAGUAUGUCAACAUUCUACCUGCUAAUGGUCGGAAGCUUCUAAACGGGGUGAGUAGUGAAUAAUAUUUCCUUUAUCUCAACAACAAUGCAUGAAAACCAUUUUUAUUCCUCGAGUUUAGAUUUCAAACAGUUUCUUUUCAGGAGUUUUCAGGUACCAUUCCUCUAGUUAUUUUGAAAUUGAAUAAUCUCAUUAAAUUGAUUGUAACUUCAAUAAGCUACACGAAAAACUUGUAAUUCCACAGGGAGAUAGCUCAGGCCGGAUCAAACUCAUUACUUCUGACAUUUGAUGUGUAGUCGAGCUCAUUGCUUUUCCACUGCCUACGCUCUUGAAUAACUAAAACCUUUGCAAAUAUCUGCUGCAGCUGGUCUUCUCUCUUCUUCUUCCUUGUCUGAUUUUCUCACAACUUGGGCGAGCAAUCACAUUACAGAAAAUGAUUGAAUGGUGAGUACCUUUUCUGUGUAUUUUUGUUGGUGAUUACAGGAUCAGUUGGGUGAGACGUGACUUCAGAAUUUAUGCAUCAUUUCAUAAGUACGCUAUAUGUUAGCCUAAAAUGAGACCCUUGAUAAAGGAAAUAAAACCUAUUGAUCUGAAAAACGUUUAGAUUUUAUAUAAUUUUUUUAUCUUGAGAGGCUAAAAGCAUUAAAUUCCUGUUGUAUGGUGACUGAAAGUUCCAUCAGGUUAAUGUACUGCUUCUAGUUUUCUUGAUGGGAUAGACAGAACACGUAUCUCAUUCAGAGUUUCUUUUUUAAAGUAGUUGGAAUUAUAUAUUUAAAGGCUGUUGAUGAUGGAUCUCCAUUUGCAGGUGGUUUAUUCCAGUCAACGUCAUUCUUGCUACAAUAUCAGGUUCACUAAUUGGUUUUAUUGUUGCAUCUAUUAUCCGGCCUCCUUAUCCAUAUUUCAAGUUCACUAUUGUACAUAUUGGAAUUGGUAAGUUUCUUGUUUUUUCCCUAAACUUAAAUGUUAUAUAAUGAACAACAAGCUUCCGUUUUGAUUUGAAGAUUUCCCUACUUUAUUCCCAUUUUUUCCUUUGAUGAACUCAGUAGUCCCUUUCUCUGCUAUUUUAUGCUCAUGUGUUUGUUUGCAUAUGCCUAAAGAUGUAUCAAGAGAACAGUCUGGUUAUUAUUUCCUUAAGCAGUUUCAUUUACUUACUGGAGAAGCACUUAGCAGUCUGAUUCCUGCCUAUGUAGACUAGUUCCAUUCGGAAAAUCUAAAGAAAGUAUGUUGUAUGCAUACAUAAUUGAUUAUUGAAUACUAGUAGAUGUAUCUGAAUUAGAUAAUUGAAAUUCUUCGUCGUUUUACUCUAUUCAGAUCAUUCUGUCCCUCGUUAUUCAGAUCAUUCUGUCCCUCGUUUUACUCUAUGGGUGUGUAAAUUCUGCACCUCAUUAGAGGUGCUAUGACAGGAGUUUCAAGCAUCUAGAUUAUUGCAGAAUUUACACACCCAUUUAUGGAUGCAUUCCAACCAUAGAACAUUUAUUUUUGUUCGAAGUUAACAUUUGAAAGUAACUAGGAAUGGGUUUUCUCUAGUACUGAUAAUAUUCUGCUAUAUGAAGGGACGAUCACUUCUCGCGAUAUUUUGUUAUUAUGUCAUAAAUUUGGUCCACUUAAUUUUUUUGGUGAAAUGCAGGGAAUAUCGGAAAUGUUCCUCUCGUUUUAAUUUCUGCUUUGUGCCGAGAUGCAACAAACCCUUUUGGCGACUCUGACAAAUGUAGUACGGAUGGGACCGCAUAUAUCUCAUUUGGACAAUGGGUAAGUCUGUCCACCGAAUUUAUCACGAUUUUCCUUUUCAAUGGUUUAUAUUUAUACUUUUAAACUAGAUGUUUGGAAAACCUCUUCGUUUCUGCUUUUUUUCCUGUUCUCUGGGGGGUUUCUUCAUUUAUAUGUUCUUCUCUUCCAUAGCCUUCUCAAUUUUUGUAAUUUAUCCUCCCAGGCACAAAUUAUCGCCCUCUGCCACCUAUAAACUGUUGUUAAUGCUUUAAAUUAUUAAUUAUUUCUAAAACUACCGAGCUAAUUGUAACUGACUGUCAUAUUUUCUCUAGUUAUUACAUAUCAUUUUUUCUCUGUUUAUGAAUUUCUCACUGAUCUAAUCGUUUGAAAACUUCUGUUUCGUGUGGCAUUGGAGGUUGGUUAACAAUAUCUUAAAUUAUUCGUACAUAGAUGACAUCUCCCAGGAAACAUAAAGUUGUACCUCAAAGUAUGUUCUUGUGGCAGGUUGGCGCCAUUGUUCUGUACACAUUCGUGUUUCAGAUGCUUUCACCUCCGCCUGGAGGCUCCUUUGAUUGUCCCACAGAGGAAAAGCUUCCGAUUAAAAACCGUCACUCUAAUCCUUCACCAGAGCAGGUGCCUCUACUAACUGCGCAAGCGCUUGAGCCAUCAGAGCUUUCUUCUAGGGGAGGAAAGGUAGAAAUUUAUGAAAUUAAUCUGGUAACUUCAUUCUUUUAUGUUUUCUGAAUAUGUUAAAGGAUCUGAAGGAAGUCUGGCAAGCAAAACUUGUCUCUCGAUAAUAUUCAUAAUUGUAAUGCUCAGCUUCUUUUCCUCGAUUUUUUAAAUGAGUUGUUACAAUAUCAAAAAUGCUUCUUAUGUCUCCACAUAAUUGCGAGGUUACUUAAAAUGCAACUAAAGGUGUUUUUUUUAGCCGCUCAGCACCAAGUGGACUCUCAUUCUAUGCACACUUGAGUCAAACGGAACUUGUUCAUGACUCUAAAUAAUACACUCUAUGUUUUUGGAACUAUGAUCAUAGUCUACCUCAUUAAAUUGAUGAGCAGUGGCAUGUUUUUGCUUCCAAGGUUGGUUUGAGCGCAUGCUUUGAUUUUCUAGCGAGUAGAAACUCGGUAAAUGUUCUUCUAAUCCCUUGCAAGUGCCGGAGUACUCUUGAGGUUGAUCUACUGACGUCCUCACAGACGCCAUCUCUCAAAAGUGGGCAAGGACGAAAUGAUAACACUAUUCUGUUAAAAAAAGGACUUUUUGAAGGAUUCGUACUCCCAACAUAUUCUACCCGGGGAAUGAAAAAUACUGUAAAACAUUGGAUUCUGUUGUCAAGGGAAUUUAAAAUAUGAUAAAUUUAUUGACUUUUGUUAAACUUUUUAAUGUAGAUAAAAUUCGUUAAUUAUUGUUUUUCUGUUCCAGAUGACUAGCAUCUUGUGGUUUUUGAUGGAAAAGCUGAAGUUGAAGCAGAUUCUUCAGCCACCCAUAGUUGCAUCUGUAAGUUGGCCGCCUAAACCUGACUCAGUACAAGAUUAUUCUACUGUGCAAUUAUACUGUUUUCUGCCUUUAGAAAAUCUCAAGUCCCCGGUAAGAUUCCGGGAGAACAUUAAAUUUGAAGGAUGAAUUCCUACGGAUAAUUUGUUUCUUGAAUAGUGGCUGCAUUAUGUCCUUUGUAGUUCAUUGCUGAUUUAUUUCCAGAUCAACUGACUCAACUAUCUUGGUCAUGCUUCUUGAACCAACCAACGCUCUAGAAGGAAAGUGACCAAAUUUUAUGAUGAUUCACUUCUAUAUACUCAGCUGAAUCAUAAUCUAGAGAGAAGGCCAAUCGAGUAAUUUUGUAGAUGACUCCAAGUCAUUCGAAAAACUAUUAUUGUUCUCUCUCUCUCUCUCUCUCUAUAUAUAUAUAUAUAUAUAUAUAUAUAUAUAUAGAUUCUACGUGCACGUGUGAUGCUCUUCAGUGAUUUUGAGGUUGUUCUGUGAUGGAAUUUUUUUAGUUUAGAUGCUCAUCUAUUUUAAGAGGUAGCAACUUAAAAUCAACUGAUCAAUGUUCUUGCAAUUUAACGUAUGCUUUUUGCUUGUCACAGAUUCUGGCCUUGGUUAUUGGAACCAUACCUUUUCUGAAGCGCUUGAUUCUCACGGAUGAUGCUCCGUUCUUCUUUUUCACUGAUAGCUGCAUCAUUCUGGGGUACGCCAAUUGAUUUGCAUAAUUUAUCUUGGACAGUUCAAGUUCAUUCUUACCACGGGUGUUUUUUCUGUUAAGCUACUUUCGAUGAUCGAUGACAUAUGAAAUUAAGCUACUAUUUUAUGCUUUUAAAUCAAUCUUCAGCUUUUUACUUCCAUUAGUCAUGCUGGGAAAUGAAAUAGUGCUUAUUUUAUGUUAGAUUGUAGUUUUAGUAGGAGUUCCAUGCCACAUACUUCACAAGACUGACAAAUAUGAAUAAUCUUUCAAUUAAAUUAUGUUCAAAUAUUUUUUAAAACGGAUCUCUCUCUCUCUCUCUCUCUCUCUCUCUCUCUCUCUCUUCCAGUACCAUCAUUUUAGGGUUUAUGUAAAUUUUUAGAACUGUAAGAUGGGCAGUUUGUAAAUGAAAUGUAUUCUAAUAAAUAUGAUGAUAUGAGGGAACCUUCAUAAUCUUUAAUCAAAUAUGAGAAAUUAUGAGCAUAUAUUUUAUUGUGCUUCCUUUGAUUUUCACCUGAACCUGUUGGCAAUGUCUACACAAUUUGCCCUGGCUCAACAGCUUUCCUUAUUCUAUUCUAAAUACAUCCUCACAUUUUGUUUUUUGCGUCUCAUAAUUCGGGAACUCUUGUAAUUAUUCUCCAUCUUGUAAUUAUUCCUUUUAAGGACAUAAAUGCAACUUUAUUAUUUUCAUUUAAUGAAAAUAUAUAUUUCAUGGCAUAUGAAAACCCCAAAGUCCUAUCUAAUUAACUUUAGAUGAAUAUUUAUAAACUCUCCUCUCUCAUGAAACUGCAUAUUAUUGAAAUGGAAGAAAAUUUAUAGUUAUUAUAUAUUCACUUUAGUUCAAAUAAUAAUAUUAGAAUAAAUUAAAAUUUCAUCUAGAAGUCCCAUGGAUGAGCUAAUCUAGUUUCAUCUUGAUGCUUCGUUGCUCACAGACUUGGUAUGAUCAUGUCGAUGCAUGGAAGUCUUCAUCUCACAAUAGUCUUGAUUAAUGGCAGGGAAGCAAUGAUUCCGUGCAUUUUGCUGGCUCUGGGGGGUAACCUUAUCGACGGUAAGUCCAUUCCACUUCUAUAAAUAUCCUCAGUUUCUCUCUCCCUUCUUCUGCCCGUCUUCUCCUCAUUAAAAAAAAAAGUCAACCCUCCUUCGAAGAACUCAGUUGAACUGAGAUCGUCGACAGCGAUCUCUUCAUGGGGACGCUGUGAUUUCUGGGCGAAAUCUAACAGUUCCCAGAUCCCAGCCAGGGAGAAGACGGAAUCAAUGGUUGACCUUUCCCGUGUUCCUCGGCUGUUCUUCAGGGCCCGGAAGCUCGAAGCUGGGGAUUCGGACAACGGCCGCCAUCAUAUUCGCCCGCCUGGUGCUGGUUCCGCCGACGGGGCUCGGCAUCGUCUCCUUAGCGGAGAAGCUGGGUUUCUUCCCCAGAGGGGACAAGAUGUUCAAGUUCGUCCUCCUCCUUCAGCACUCCAUGCCCACUUCGGUUCUCUCAGGUGAUCUUUUUAAUCCGCAGCCUUCCUUUGGGUGAUCUCUGAUUGGGAGGAGAUUGAGGGGUCUAGAGUUGACUUAGCCGCGGGCUGGAGGCCUCCCCGGCGUUGACCAUCCCAGCUCGGGACCACAACACACGAACUCAAAGUAGCUAAGAAGUCAGAAUCUCGUUGAGAAAUAAAGAAACAUUAGAUUCCCAUCAAGGUUCUUGGUGUUGGCUUUCCCUUCCUGUAAACAUCAAGAAAAAGCUGAUUUUUUUCGUAGUUUUUACCGAUUCCCAUGCUUGUAUCAUCCUCUCUCUCUCUCUCUCUCUCUCUCUCUCUCUCUCUCUUCCUCUCUCACCUUGAUAUCAGAGUGAUUAGACCGACAUUGACCAGGAUGCUCGCUCCUCUUUUCCAACUGACUCCAGGUGCCGUCGCUAAUCUGAAGGGCUGCGGGCGGGAGGCAGCGGCGGUGCUCUUCUGGGUCCACGUCUUCGCGGUUUUCUCAAUGGCUGGAUGGAUCGUUCUCUAUCUAAACUUACUCUUCUGA